Heterocephalus glaber (naked mole-rat) is the source of this 2474-nucleotide messenger RNA. RefSeq names its product tripartite motif-containing protein 60. Gene Ontology annotation, molecular function: zinc ion binding; protein binding. NCBI's taxonomy places the organism in Eukaryota, Metazoa, Chordata, Mammalia, Rodentia, Bathyergidae. The record is from RefSeq and is a predicted model, not a curated record.
CUGUCCGCGUACCCGUCAUUCACAGCGCGGCCACGGGGGAAGCUGGGAACCUCUUGCUGACUGGAGUUUGGCCCUCUCAGUCGUGCGCGCCUGAACUCUGAAUGUGCCGCAGUGUCAGUCUCGGGCCAAGCCGCGGAGCAGCUGUUCCAGUGUGGUUUUCCUGAACCACACUCUUACACCAAGCCCUUUGGGACAAGAACGCUUUGACUAAUCAUUAAGGAUUUCACAACCAGAUGAGACAACAGCUCUUAGGUUAAUUAUCAGAGUACUUAACAUUCCUAGAUUGGUUGGAUCUUCAGAUUCUGUUCCUGAAGACAUGGAAGGGCCAACUACAUAUGCAUUCAGCAAGGUUAAAGAAAUGAGAUUCAAGAAAGACACUUAGAUCUUCACACAGAAAGAGUCCUUGUUUUGGACCUGGGGUUACUUUCCUCAAUAAGAAAGCUGUGAAGCUCACCUCAGAUGACCAAAUGGAAAGUGCAGCAGCCCAGCUGAUAUGUUCUGAUGCACAGUAGAUUAAGACUCCAGAGUGUUGCUGGGUGCGGACUUUGAAGCUGAGGUGCAGAAGGCUAAGCAGGCUUUUAGAGGCUGCUCUUGGUGUGUGCUAGCUGACCAGGAGAACUGAGAGCUGGUUGGUGUUCAAGGUAGUCUAGGAGAGGACACGCCCUUCUUACUGGGCCAUACGCCCUGCAAAGCCAGGCUUACUAAGGAAGCAUUUCCUUGCCCACUGCCUUUGUUCCAAUUCAAUGGAGCUGGCGGCAGCCUUGGCAGACCUCCAGACGGAGGCUAGCUGUCCCAUCUGUCUAGGAUACUUGAAAAACCCAGUGACAAUCUACUGUGGGCAUAACUUCUGCCUCCCCUGCAUCAGUGAGUCCUGGAAGGAUCUAAAAGUCAGUUUCCCUUGCCCUUCUUGCCAUUAUCUCUGUCCACACAGAAAAUUCCAAAACAAUUUCCAGCUAGGUAAUCUGACUGAAGUGGCUAAGCUACUGCCGCUGAGAAGGAGCAAGAGAAAAAGGGAGGAAGGAAAUGUUAUGUGUGAGAAGCACAAACAGGUUCUGACCGUUUUCUGCCAAAAGGACCUAGAGGUUUUGUGUCCACAGUGCAGUUUCUCUGCUGAUCACCAGCAGCACUAUGUCUGGCCCAUAGAGAAGGCCGCUGUCUAUCAUAGGAAACAGCUAGAGCGGCACAUCGAGCUCUGGAAGGAGAGAGUGGAACAAAUUGAAAAAGUGAUUACUAUGCAGGCUGGAAAAUCAGUGGAACUUAAGAAAAAGGUAGAACAUAGGAAAGAAGAAAUAAAGUCUGAAUUCGAACAGUUUAUGCUGUUUCUUCAAAAUGAGCAAGAGACUAUUCUUAGGCAAUUGCAAGAUGAAGAGAGGGAGAUUUCAGCAAAAGUAAAUGAAAACCUAGCAGACAUUUCAGAGCAUGCCUCUGCAUUAAAAUAUCUAUUAAAGGAGAUAGAGAGCAAACAUAUAAAGUCAGAAGUUGAAUUGCUGACAAGUAUUAAGAGUAUCUACCACAGAUAUAAAAGUUUAAAAUGCCCUGAAAUUUUUUCAUUCCAAUUCAAAGAUUAUAGUUGCCAGCUUCCUCCACAAUAUUCUGGACUAAACAAAAUUAUCAAGCGAUUUCAAGUAGAUGUACUCCUAGAUCCUGAAACAGCACAUCGUAAACUUACUAUCUCAGAAGAUAAGAAAACUGUGCGUUAUGGAAAUAUGCAAAAACUACCUCAUAGCCCAAAAAAGUUUUACAUCUGGCCAGCUGUACUAGGGGCUAAGGGUUACAGCUCUGGCAGGCAGUACUGGGAGGUGGAGGUGAAAGACAAGCCCGAGUGGAUCCUGGGUGUCUGUAAUGAGUCUCUUCCCAGAAGGAAGAAGAACCAGAAUCAACCCUUUUUAGUAAAAGAGGGGCUAUGGGGAAUUGGGCGAUGUAGUCACACUAGUUACAUUGCAUUCGGUGCUAAGAAAAUUAAUCUUUUGCCAAAAGUAAUACCCACUAAGAUCGGCAUUUUCUUAGACACUGAAAUGGGUGAGGUUUCCUUUUACAAUUUAAAUGAUAGAUCUCUCCUGUAUACUUUUAAUGAUUAUUUUGGAGGAGCACUUUGGCCUUAUUUCUACACUGGAACUGAGUCACGACCCCUCAGAAUCUGUACCAUAACAGAUUCUGAAUGAUGAGCUAUUGCAAAUCUCUUUUGUUGUUUGUUUUCUACAGUUAGUGGACAUAGUAGUACCAGUUAUCAAGCAAAUAUUUAAUAAAAUUCUAUUUGAAUAGAUAGCAUCUAUUCAAAUAGAUGUAGUUGAUGGGUUUUUCCAGUUUUCACUAAAUAAUUUUGUCUUUCAUCAGGUUCUAAAAAAUGUAAUUAUAGUGCCUUUGUAGAUAAAUCAAGGGAGUCCUACUAGAAGUUCUUAAAAUACUUGGAAAUUGUAUUUAACUGAAUGUGUUACUCUAGUAGUUGUCAAUAAAUCUACAUUUUUUUUUCUGUA